This is a messenger RNA of Varanus komodoensis (Komodo dragon), 4296 nucleotides long. It is a transcript of the gene SLC3A1, whose product is annotated as solute carrier family 3 member 1. The transcript has 10 exons. Lineage: Eukaryota; Metazoa; Chordata; Lepidosauria; Squamata; Varanidae. Bases 2420 to 4027 code for a protein of 535 amino acids. Gene Ontology annotation, biological process: amino acid transport; carbohydrate metabolic process. The record is from RefSeq and is a predicted model, not a curated record.
AAUGAACUUAAACUGCGGCACACCAGAUUCAGGCUACACACCAGGAAAAACCUAACAGAGCAAUAUGACAGUGGAACCAGUUGCCAAGAGAGGUUGUGGGCUCUGCCACCUGGAGACAUUCAAGACAAACUGGCAUUCAAGUCAUCUGAGUAGGUUGGUGUGACUUGGCAUCCUGCACCAGCAGAGGGUUGCAACCAAUGGCCUCCUUAGCUCCUUUCAGCCCUGCUGUUCUAUAAAUCUAUGAAUCUAUAAAUAAAAGCUAGAAUAUUGAGAAGAGUUCUAGCCAAGGCUGCUUCCUUGUCUGAUGGGUUUAUUGGCUUUCCUUUUCAAACAAAUCAAGACUUGAAGAUUUCUUGGGAAAAAGGGAGGCAGUAAAAUGUGACCAGCUAUUUACUGGCAAGUGAUGUUAUUAUGAUACCAUAAAAGAGCUAAUACACUGAUCAGAACAUUCAGAGACACAGAUGCCCUUUACUCAGUUGAGUAAUAAGCCUAAACAGAACCUUAGAACUAUUUCAUAUGUGACACCCCCAGCAGACUUUCCCUGCAUGCACGAGUAAUAAAUUAGCAGAGAGAGGUGUUUAGUGUAGCCCCCUCCCUGAUGUGCUAGAAUACAACAAGCAGGGACACACACAAAUAUCUCCUAAGGUCAGAUUCUCCAUCUUUGUAACCUAACAUUGUCUACCCUGACUCCAGGCUCCUGGACAGAGCUCCUUCCAAUACAAGCCAGCUGGUCCCUUUUAAGCACAGAGAAAGGCAAUGAAAAUGAUCAAGAGACCGAAGCAACUCCCCUGUGUGGAGCAGCUAUGACAACUGGGACUGUUCAGCUUAGAAGAAAGGUGAAUCAGGGGAGACAUGACAGAGGUGUUUAUGCAUGGAGUGGAGAGUGAGAUAUUUGUCUCCCCCUCCCAUAACACUCAAACUGGGUCAUCCCAUGAAGCCAAAUGAUGGGAGGUUGAGAACAGAUAAAAGGAAGUACUUCACACAGCAUAUAGUCAGACUAUGGAAUUUGCUGCUGCAGGAAGUAGUGAUGGCCACCAAUCUGGGUGGCUUUAAAAGGGGAUUGGACAGAUUCAUGAGGGAGGUGGCUAUCAGUGGCUACUAGAUGUCCUGGCUGAGUGCUCCCUCCUUUAGCAGUGGUGGCAUGCUUGCAUACACCAGUUGCUCAGUAGCUUGCAGGAGGUCUUGCACCCAGCUGGUUUGCCCUGUAUGUAUGGAGUACUGGACUUCAUGGAUCUUUGACCUGAUCCAGCAAGAUUGACCUGAUCCAGAUUCUUAUGUUCUUAACUGGAGAUGCAGAGAUGGAAACUGGAACUUUCUGCAUGGAGAGGAUGUGCACUACCUGUGAGUGUUGGUCCUUCCCCAAAAGAUCUCUUCUUCCACUUCAACAGGUCUCAAGCCUUUUUGCUAACCCAUUCUCUGUAUAGAGAAAAUGGUCACCUAUGUUUUUUCCAUAGAAAGAGGAUACAGAAGAAGGGACAGCAUGGGCCUCCAGUACUCUGCCAACUGUUAGCACCCUCUUUCUCUUGGAACAAAGGUCUCCUUCCCAUUUGUUUGGGAAAUGCUCUAAAAACAUAGAAGGUGCUUUUAUAGAGUCCUUUUAUACUUGCAUUAUUCUAUGACUGGGGCUGAACUGGUUGGUAUUACUCAACCUUGCUUAGAGUAGUCAUGUUGUCUCCUUUAUUGAGGACAGUCUUCUACUUGAAGAGCUGUCAGAAAACCACCCUCACCCUUGAAAGGCAGAGCAGGGGCCUUCAACUGGCCCACCAACAUUGGACCUGAACAGCAGCCUGGGCAAGUACACACUUGAAUGAGUUGUACUCUAUUUAAAUUUAUACUCAUUUCUAAAUUUACAUCUAUGCAGUCAAUUAGUAUGUGUGUAUUUCAUGCAAAUACACAUCCUCAUUCAUUAUCCUUUUGGAAGGGGAGGGGAUGAGGUAUUUCCAUUUUUUCCAUGAUGAAUAAGUAGCCAUCCUAGUUGCCUCCAUUUUGAAGAACACGUUCAGUGGAUGCAUCUUUCCCCAGCAGGGUUGGCGUGCUGCAAUGGCUGGGACCCUUUUGUAUUGAACUUCAGCCUGACAGGUAAGUGUUAAAGGCAGAGGCACCCCUGCCAGCAAACAAAACAAAAAUCGUUUCCAUUCCUGAGGCUGGAUACUUAUUCUUUUGAAGUCUACUUGGAACAAGCUGGAUCUUUGUGCUCUUGCAACAUUUCACCACCCUCUGGAGAAAAGACUUUGAUUCAAAGGGUUGGAGCACUUGAUGCUCUUAAUCUAAGUCAGACUUUGGACUGGUUGGUCUGGUUUAUUUAUAAACUAGGGAUUAAUGAUACCAACUGGAGGUAUUUCACUGGCUGAAAGUAUUUUCCCACUUUCUUCUAGCUACAGCAAGUCUUCAGAAAGGUUUAAGGCAGACCUGAGUAAAAAUGGUUGACAAAGAAAACAAGGUAGUCUCUAUUGAGCUGAACAGCAAAGGAUUGGAAAACCAUGGGUUUGUUCAAAGUGAAGAACAGGAGGAAAAGGAGACUGAACAGGAAAAGGAGACUGAAAAGGAGUCUGAAGAGUUUCCCAGCCAUUGUGCUCUUGACAUGAAACUAGAAAUGACCGGUGUACAACCUUAUGCGGGAAUGCCUAAAGAGGUCCUCAUUCAGUUUUCAUCUCAGGCACGCUACAGAAUCACCAGAGAGAUUCUCUUUUGGUUGAUCAUUGCCUCCUCCCUGGUGCUUGUGGCGGCUACAGUUGCGAUCAUUGCGAUUUCCCCCAAAUGCCUUGGCUGGUGGCAAUCUAGUCCAAUAUACCAGAUUUAUCCACGGUCAUUUAAGGACACUGACAAGGAUGGAAAUGGCGACCUGAAAGGUAUCCAAGAAAAACUUGAUCAUGUCCAGUAUCUGAAUCUAAAAACAAUCUGGAUCACCUCUGUGUACAAAUCUGCCUUAAAGGACUUUGGGUAUGGAAUAGAGGAUUUCCAAGAUAUAGAUCCAAUGUUUGGAACAAUGAAGGAUUUUGAAAACCUGGUUGCAGCAAUCCAUGAUAAAGGUUUAAAAGUGAUAAUGGAUCUAAUUCCUAACCAUACCAGUGACAAGCACAAAUGGUUUCAGCUUAGUCGCAAUCGGACUGGAAAAUAUACAGAUUAUUACAUCUGGCACGACUGUGCACAUGUCAAUGGAAGCACAACACCACCAAAUAAUUGGGUGAGCAUACCUGGGAAUUCCAGUUGGCAGUAUGAUGUUAUGAGAAACCAAUGUUAUUUUCAUCAGUUUGGAAAGGAACAGCCAGAUUUAAAUUUUCGCAACCCAAAUGUUCAGGAAGAGAUGCAUGCUGUCAUCAGGUUUUGGCUUGGCAAAGGCAUUGAUGGAUUCACAGUUAGUACUGUUAAAUACCUUCUGGAAGCAACACACCUAAGAGAUGAACCGGAAGUGAAUAAAUCCCAAACUCAGGGCACAGUCACAGCCUAUUCUGAACUGUAUCAUGACUACACCACCACCCAAGUUGGCAUGCAUGAUAUAGUACGCAGUUUUCGACACACCAUGGAUAAGUUCAGCAGUGAGCCUGGAAGAUACAGAUUUAUGAGCACAGUAGCCACUGAUGACAGCAUCCAAGAAACUAUGAUGUAUUAUGGAACAUCUUUUAUUCAAGAAGCAGAUUUCCCUUCCAACCUGUACCUCAUGAACAUGGAACAAAUCUCUGGGAAUUCUAUUUUUGAAAUGGUAGCUUUGUGGAUGAAGAAUAUGCCACAAGGGAAAUGGCCAAACUGGGCGGUCGGAGGCCCCAACAGUCCUCGAGUCUCCUCUCGGAUUGGAAAGGAAUACAUAAAUGUGAUCAACAUGCUCCUUCUAACCCUUCCUGGAACACCUACAAUAUAUUAUGGUGACGAAAUAGGGAUGGAAGAUACUAUAGCAGGAAAUGCAACUUUUGCAGAAAAAUCACCUAUGCAAUGGGACGACAGUCAACAAGCUGGCUUUAGCGAGGCUAACUCAACCUGGACAUCUGUAAAUUCUGACUAUCCAAACAUAAAUGUGCAAGAACUUCCAUAGCUUCUGAUGAUCCACAGAGUGAAAGGCUUUGCUGUAGCCCAUAAUGCAUGGGUCCUCAAACUACGGCCCAUAGGCCGGAUCUGGCCUAGCAUGCCCAUUUAUCCAGCCCACCUCAGAGGUUUCGGAGUCCCCAUACCCACCGCUGCCCGCCUGGCUGGGUGGGUGGCGAGCCAACAGCUGGCCUGCUUGGAGAUGGUUUUGGACUCACUCAGAGAUCUCUGAAACCAGAGGACGAUAGAGAGGAAGAAGGAUGCUGAAAGGCGAGCGCU